Mercurialis annua (annual mercury) is the source of this 2081-nucleotide messenger RNA. RefSeq names its product probable mediator of RNA polymerase II transcription subunit 26b. The transcript is spliced from 8 exons. Gene Ontology annotation, cellular component: nucleus. The coding region runs from base 352 to 1677 and encodes 441 amino acids. The record is from RefSeq and is a predicted model, not a curated record. Lineage: Eukaryota; Viridiplantae; Streptophyta; Magnoliopsida; Malpighiales; Euphorbiaceae.
GGGAAAGUUUUAUCUGUUUCCCGGAAGUCCAAAAGUAAGAAAAAACAAAUAAAUAAAAGAAAAUUGUGGUUGUGUCCGAUAGUGGAAUUCUUUUCCCCUCUCUUUAUCUGUUUAUCACCGUCAUAUAUCCUCAUAUCCUAUCUUGACGUAUUACCAAAAAAUAAGGGAUUUUAUAUUCAAUCAAUUAAAAUUUCCUAGCAUUAAUUCCUGUUUUUUUGAUCGGAAUCGCAUCAAAUUUGGUUUUUGAUUUCUGGGUUUAUUGCAAUUAUUGAUGAAUAUUAGUUUUGAGUAUCUGGGUAUUGCCUAAAAAUCAUAACUUUGAUCAAACUUGAUCUGGGUAAUAAAGAAAUAAUGAAAUCGGUGUCACUUGAUUAUUGGAGGGAGUAUUUUAGGACAGCGAAUUCAGAUGUAUUUGGUAUAAUCGAUCAUGCGAUUAUGGUUGCAGCUUCGGAUUGUCCUAAAGAGUUUAGGCUGCGCAGAGAUGGAAUUGCAGAGCGUUUAUUCUCGUACAGAUUGAGUCGUUGUUCGGGUUGUAAUCGGGUCGAGUCUGCUCAUGAUGAUGAUGAUCUUGAUGGUGAUGAUGAUGAUGAUGAUAUUGAUAUUGGUGUUUGUGAGUUUGAGGGCGGAGGUACUAGCAAAGAAAGUAAAGUUAAUAGCUCUAACAAUAGGGAUAUUGUGAAUGAUGAUCAGUUGGUGAGUAAUUAUAGCUAUGGAGACGCUGAGGCCUUAACUGAUGAGAUUGAGCAAGAGUCUAUGGUUGUUGGUGAGGUCUUGAGGAUCAAAGACAUUCUUCUCAACGGCCGGGACGAGUCUGAUUCUGUGUUGUUUGAAUCAUUGAGGAGACUUCAGUUGAUGGCUCUCACUGUCGAUACGCUUAAGGCAACCGAGAUUGGAAAGGCUGUAAACGGCCUUAGGAAGCAUGGAUCAAAUGAAAUUCGUCAUCUUACUCGACUUCUUAUAGACGGAUGGAAGGUAUUGGUGGAUGAAUGGUAUAGUACUACCAAGACUAUCAGAGCUGAUGAAGGUACUCCUGAGUCGGUGAAUCCAUCUGUUGUUGAUGAAGAAGAAGGACUUCCGUCGCCUCCAUUAGAUGAAGCAUUUUUCUUUGCUAGUCAAACCACGGGCAUAGAGCUCUCACAGUUCUUUGAUGGCAUGGAUGACGAUGGAAAUCCUAGAAACCAUGGGGAAUUCAUCAAGAAUCGUGAUAAUGGAAGAAAAACAUCACCAGAGCAUCAGAAUAUCACAAAGCGGAAACAACAAACUCCCAGUGAGGCGAAUGUUGUUGCCAAGGACAGUAAGAGUCAACAGAUAAGAAGGCAAGAAGCUACCGUCAGGCCUGAUAAGCCCUCGACAAAUAGCUCUGCCCCAGGGAGACUUCAAAAACAAAGUAGCGAACAAAAACUACAGCGAAAACCAGAUAAACUUAUCAGUCAGAGAAAGCCUCCAAGUGGUCAACAAGAUAAAUUCAAGUGUUCAGAUGACGUUGCUGUCCAAAAGAAACUUGAAGCCUCGAAAAGGAAACUCCACGAGCGAUAUCAACAAGUUGAGAAUGCCAAGAGACAAAGAACGAUACAAGUGAUGGAACUACAAGAUCUCCCUAAACAAGGGCUUAUACAAAAGAAUACACAUAUGAGACCUGGAAGCCAUAAUCGACAUCGGGCGCAAGGACGGCGAUAAAUUUCAUAGCGUUUUUGCAAUUUGAGUUUUAGUAGCCGAAUUCUUAGUUCCUUUUGUUGUGAAUGGCAGCAGAAGGAUACUAAUAACUCUGGGGAAUACUUCCACAUGAUCAACAAUUGAAAUUACAUGCAUUGAUCUAGUUUCCAGGGAAAUAAACAUCUGAUACUACACAACACGUUGAGAGAUAGAGACUCGGAACAUCCCGAAAGGGGAGGGCAGGGCGGGGAUGCUUGACUCGGUAUCUGAUAGAAACCUUUGAUUCAACAUAUUUAGUUUCAUUAUUUAGUGGAUGGCAAUGAUAAAAAUGAUUUAUACAGAAUAAUAAGUGAUUCUCAUUAAACAUUUUGUAGAAUUGUUCAUCUUAUAUUAUAUGUCUAAGCUAACAGUUCCCUCUUCCUUUUAAA